Molecule: messenger RNA, 1454 nt
Organism: Poecile atricapillus (Black-capped chickadee)
Lineage: Eukaryota; Metazoa; Chordata; Aves; Passeriformes; Paridae
Product: ras-like protein family member 11A-like
Exons: 4
Coding region: 273-1025 (250 amino acids)
Molecular function (GO): GTP binding; GTPase activity
Source: RefSeq, a predicted model, not a curated record
UGCAGGAAUGUCCCGCUGCCCUCGUGAUUGGCUGCGGGAUGCUGGAGUCAGCUUUCACGGGGGCUGAUCAAAACUUCCCUUCGGCUCUCCAAAGUCGCUGUCUGAGCAGAGGAAUCGGCUGGAGGAGGCCAGGCGCUCUCACAUUCCUCGGGAAAACGUCUUCAGUGGGAUGAGAGAGCUUCUCGCUGCGGGGAAAGGCAGCCGGGAGCAGGCGCCGGGGAGCCGCGCUGCUGCUUUUCAAAGCCCGCAGAUCGGCUCGGAUCCCUCCUGGCAUGCUCCUCAUCCCUGAGGAUACCAUGUCUCAGUAUUCCACCAAUUUCCUGCUGCUGCCCAUCCCGGAAUACCCCGCGCUGGAUUGUGCUCCCAACAAAAUCAUCAAACUGGUGGUGCUGGGCGGCAGCAGCGUGGGCAAGACAGCCCUGGUCGUGCGCUUUCUCACAAAGAGAUUUAUUGGGGACUACGAAGCCAACACUGGUGCUUUGUACUCGAGGAAGUUCACCAUAGAUGGGGAGCAGAUCUCUCUGCAGGUGCAGGAUACUCCCUUUGUCUCACUGGAGGACGACACGGACAGCAUCUGCUGCCAGGAGCAGAUAAACCGCUCGAUCUACUGGGCCGACGGCUUCGUGUUCGUGUAUUCCAUCACGGACUACGAGAGCUUCCGCCUGCUGCGGCCGCUGCACCAGCACAUCCGCAGGAUCCACCCCAACGCCAACAUCCCCCUGCUGCUCAUGGCCAACAAGGGCGACCUGCUGAGGGCCAGGCAGGUGUCCUCCAAGGAAGGGCUGCAGCUGGCCACGGAGCUGGGCGGGACGUACUGCGAGGUGUCGGCGCGGGAGAACUGCGAGGGCGUGCACGAGGCUUUCCAGCAGCUGUGCCAGGAGCUCAGCAGGAGCAGCAGCAGCUGCAACGGGGAGAAGAGGAGAGGUCUCCACCUCGUCCGGCCCAAGUCGCCCAACAUGCAGGACUUGAAGAGGCGUUUGAAGCAGGCUCUGACUUCCAAAGGCAAAUCUGCCACCACGCUCUGAUGAGGCCGCGCAGGAAUUGUGUUCCAGAGCCCUGGAUAUAAAAAAGGCAACGAGCUGGGGAAAAGGGGCAUCAAUUCAGCCCAUCAGGUUGUGUGAGAGGCUCUUUCAUUUGGUCUUCACAUCUUUCGCAAAAGGCCCCUGCUCGUUCAGCAAAGGAACUCGCAGAAUUUGCUCUCUGGGGCAGGGAUUUUGAAACCGUGGUUUAAAAAAAGAGAUCGUUCCAAAUUAUUUCUUUCUUUUAUAUUCUUUUUUUCCUUUUUCUUUUUUUUUGGAAAGGGGUGCAGUCGAAUAUCUUGGUGUUAAAAAGUGGGUUUUGUUAAUGAGAAUUGUGAAAUCUUACUUUUAAGAGAUGUGACUUCCCUUGGGAAUGGUUGUGUUCCCAAACACAGGCAGUGAACUACAGCAGGACAUGAGGAGAGCGAUGGGAGC